UGAGCUGAGUGACUUGUCCGGUUAUUUGAAGAUCUUUGGAGUUUUGCUUCUCUCCGCUCAUCUUAUUCGAUGACCAUUGGAGUUUGGUUUCUCUCCGCUGAGUGACUCAUCAGAUUAUUAGAUGAUCUUUGAAGUUAUGCUUUUCUCCGCUCAGUUUAUUCGAUGACCUUUGAGGUUCGGUUUCUCUCCGCUGAGUGAAGCAUUUCUCCUAUUUGACGAUCUUUGGAGUUCGUCUUCUCUCCGCUGAGCUUAGUGACUCGCUCGGUUAUUUGACGAUCUUUGUAGUUUUGCUUCUCUCCGCUCAGUUUAUUCGAUGACCAUUGGAGUUCAGUUUUUCUCCGCUGAGUGACUCAUCCGAUUAUUAGAUGAUCUUUGGAGUACGGUUUCUCUCCGCUGAGCUGGGUGAGAUAUCGCGUGCAGAGACGAUCUUCGCAGUGCCGGUCCUCUUCGCUCUGGUGACCCCGAGUAAUGAACCCGCUUUCGGCCGUAAUUCCUCCGUUUAACCGGCUUGUGCUUCUUCUUCCUCAGCUUUAACCCUCGGAUAUAUAUAUUUACGCAGUGUAUAUUUUAUAUGUACGUGUGCGGGACUGCGGACAUGUUCUGAGCGCUGACUCUGUGAGCGAUGCCCGGCUCGCGCCCCGACGGGUCCGGACCGGCGGGGGUUCUGUGGGCUCUUCGUCCCGGAGGAUGCAGCUCCGCGGUUCCGUCCUCGUGUUCUCCGCGCUGGCGGUGCUGGUGAGCUGCAGCGGGCCGUGCCGGCACCGAGCCCCGCCUCCCGGAGAGGUCGUGCACCACGUGCACCUUAAGCCAGAGCGGCUGACGAAGAGGAGCUCCCCUCACGACCUUCAGCUGAAGAUAAAGGUCAUCUACGACUACAGCGUGGACCGGCUUCCUGCAGACCAGAGGAGGCUGGUGAAGGAGCAGCUGUUCCCUCCGGCCAUCGACUCCCUCCAGAGGGCGUUCAGCGUGCGGCGCCGGGCGGGUCCAGUGCUGCUCAGCAGACAAUGUGCCACCAACCAGUACCUGAGGAAGAGAGAUGACCCUCACCGCUACUGCCAGGACGCCUGUGCGGACGUCACCCGGUGCGGCCCCGUCGUUGUGCCACAGCACCACCUGCAGCAAUGCAAGGUGUGCAGUGAAUCGGGGAAGUCCUGCGGCCCCCUGGGGCCCCCCGACGGCCCCGGGGUGGGGGGGUCCGACUUCGUGCUCUACGUCAGCGGCAUUACCACGGAGCGCUGCGGCCAGGAGAACAUCGUGGCCUACGCUGCCUACUGCCAGCUGGAGGCGGAGCUGGACAGGCCGAUAGCAGGCUACGCCAACCUGUGUCCCGCCAUGAUCUCCUCUCAGCCGCAGGAGUUGGAGGGGAUGCUCUCCACCGUCAAGCACGAGGUCAUCCACGCUCUGGGGUUCUCUGCCGGUCUGUUUGCCUUCUACCACGACGACGAGGGCAAACCUCUGACUCCUCGCUUCGCCAGCGGUCUGCCCGCCUUCAACGAGAGUCUGGGUCUGUACCAGUGGAGCGAGGCUGUGAUCAGGAGGGUCAGCCGGCUGUGGGACAUCAGAGGAGGAGUGAUGGUCCGACACCAAGUCCACGUCCUCGUCACGCCCCGAGUCGUGGAGGAGGCGAGGAGACACUUUAACUGCCCCAUCCUGGAGGGCAUGGAGCUGGAGAACCAGGGAGGAACGGGGACGGAGCUGAACCACUGGGAGAAGAGACUCCUGGAGAACGAGGCGAUGACGGGCUCCCACACCCAGAACCGGGUGUUCUCCCGCCUGACGCUGGCCCUGAUGGAGGACACCGGGUGGUACCGGGCCGACUACAGCCAGGCCCAGAGGCUGGACUGGGGCCGCGGGCUCGGCUGCGACUUCGUCAUGAAGAGCUGCAAGUUCUGGAUGGACCGGCAAAAACAGAGACGUCACCCUGUGACUCCGUACUGCGACACGGUGAGGGCGUCUCCUCUGCAGCUCACCUGCAGACAGGACCAGCUCGCUGUGGCCGUCUGCAACCUGCAGAAAUACCAGCAGGAGCUGCCGCUGGAGUACCAGUACUUCGAGAGGAUCCCAGACGUGUCCCCGGACCAGCUGCCGAUGUUCGGCGGCGCCGUGGAGAUCGCAGACUUCUGUCCGUUCAGUCAGGAGUUCAGCUGGCACCUGAGUGGAGAAUACCAGAGGAACUCGUACUGCAGAGUGUCGGAGAACCAGCCAGACUGGGGGAGGAACUAUGGAGCGGAGCAGUACGGACCGGACUCUGUGUGUCUGAAUCAGAAGUCGGCCUUCGUCAUGGAGCAGUGCAGCAGGAAGAUGACGUACCCGGACUGGGGCUCCGGCUGCUACAAGGUGCGCUGCUCGUCCCGGGGCCUGGUGGUGCUGGUCCAGGAUCAGUCCUUCCUGUGUGUGCGUAAAGGCCAGCAGCUGAGCGUCAGCGUGCGGGUCACCGACUGGGUGUACAACGGGGUGCUGACGUGCCCCGCCUGCAGCGACUUCUGUGACGACUGCCCCCUCCCCCACCAGCUCCCGCCCAGCAACGCCUCCAGGAGCAACCCCAUUGACCCCUGCUCCAGCUCUCCAGGUCUGGCCGUCACUCUGUGGCUCCUGCUGCUCAACCUGCUCCCCCUAGUGGCCGGACUGCUGCUGUGCCACUGCAGCUGAUGAAGCCACACACACACACACACACACACACACACACACCCCCGUGUCAGAUCCUGUUUUUUGGACCCGAUCCUGUCUUUCUAUUGGCUGUUGGAUCAGCUGCUCUGGUGCUCCUAAAAGAAGUUCAGUUUUAAAUCAACAAACUAACCAAAAUCUUUUUUUAAGAUCUUCUAAUCCUCCGAAUUGUUCCACCAGAGAACCUGUGAUGAAAAUACUCUCUCAAAGAAGCACUUCCUGUGUUUAGACGUUUAAAUGUAUUGUUAUUAUUAUUAUUAUUGUUCUGUGAUGUCACAGUUUAGUUUCCUACCUGACUAACAGCAGACGUCCUGGGGGUCAGAGGUCAAACAACCAAUCAGGAGGAGACAUGUGAGCUUCAUUGAUUAUUGAUUAUUGUCCUCUAAUUUAUAAUCGGAAGACCGGCUGCUGCUCGUUUCUCUUCUUUUUACAGUUUGUUUGAACCAAUGGGAGCAGAGUAAAGCAGUGCAUCAUGGGGGAUUGUUUGUAAAGCAGGGAUCAACGUGAACUCUUGUGACUUCCUGCUCCUCAGAUGUUCAGGUCAAACCUUUGACCUUUGACCUCCCUGACCUUAUCAAACUCUUCUUCUGUUCUUUAUUGUUACUUCCUGUUGACCUGCUGUGUGAUAUUAUAUUUAUAUUAAGUUGAACAAAACAAAGUGCUGCUUGUUUUCAGAUGGAAAUAUGAUUCUUUAUGACUCAUUAAUGUUAAGAUGUUUAUUGUUGGCCUGAAUCUGAUUGGAGGGUUUUGUUGGAAGAAGUCUGCUCUGAUAGAAACAUCAGAGUUAUUAUUACUUUUAGUCAAAUUGCUGCUUUUUAAAACCAAUCCGAGACGUUUGUCCCUCAGAAUAAACUUCGUGUCCCGGAGA
Molecule: messenger RNA, 3532 nt
Organism: Cyclopterus lumpus (lumpfish)
Lineage: Eukaryota; Metazoa; Chordata; Actinopteri; Perciformes; Cyclopteridae
Gene: lmln
Product: leishmanolysin-like (metallopeptidase M8 family)
Exons: 16
Coding region: 688-2649 (653 amino acids)
Biological process (GO): cell adhesion; proteolysis
Cellular component (GO): cytoplasm; membrane
Molecular function (GO): metalloendopeptidase activity
Source: RefSeq, a predicted model, not a curated record